GGACUCUGCUCACCCCCAAGCGCCGCGUCUUCGCGGGCGGGGGACCCCGCGGUGUUGUUCCGAAGGUUGACGCUGUACCGGGACUGCACUGACUCUACAGACCAAACGCGCAGAAUUUGUCUUUUCAAGACACGAGCCACUGCAGCUCCAAGUGUGAACCAGUGUCUCUGAGCCUUGCAGGGGCUCGUCCGCCCCGUGCCGGGUGUUGGCGGACCUUCGGGUACCGCCCAUCUCUGUCAGCGUCGUCGUUCGCGAGCGGUUCUGCUUGCGGGGCACCGGCUUGGAGAAGCGUCCGCCUUGGGCUCGGGUCGUGGCCCCGGGGUCCGGGGAGCGAAGUCGGGCUCCCUCUGCCCCUGCUGCCCCCGCUCGCGCUGUGUCUGCCUCUCUGGCUCGUCAGAUGCUAAAAGCUGAAGCGACUUUAUCUGAGCGGAACGACCGGGCGAGCGAGCACGGGCUGGGGCGGGGGGGGAAGGCAGACGCCCCCCGCUGUGCCGGGAGCCCGAUGCUGGAUCCGGGACCGCGGGAUCGCGACGGAGCCGAAGGCCGACGCUUCACCGACUGAGCCACCCGGGCGCCCCUUUUAUCAACGUUUUAAGCGAGAGGUUUUGCGGCAUAAUCCACGCUUCCGACUUUGUGGGGUUCAGUCACCCCAGACGUUCUCGGGGGCGGCCGUCACCAGCCCAGCUUCCCGCCCGCAGUUGAGGCGCUUCCCCAAGACCCCCCCCAGACGCCGAGCUCCGCCGCUCAGCCUCCCGCCAGGGCAUGGCGCGUCUUGUCCGGAGUGGUGCGCGCCCAGACCAGGGAUGUACAUGCAGGUGGAGUCCCGCACCAGCUCCUGCCUCCAUCUGAAGAGGGCUCCAGGCAUCAGGUCCUGGUCUUUGCUUGUUGGAAUCUUGUCGAUUGGCCUGGCUGCUGCCUACUACAGUGGAGAUAGUCUGGGCUGGAAGCUCUUCUAUGUCACAGGCUGCCUGUUCGUAGCCCUGCAGAACCUGGAGGACUGGGAGGAAGCGGUCUUCGACAAGAACACCGGGCAGGUUGUCCUGAAGACAUUCAGCUUGUACAGGAAGCUGCUGACUCUUCUCAGAGCCGGCCACGACCAAGUGGUGGUCCUGCUGAAUGACAUCCGGGAUGUGAACGUGGAGGAAGAGAAAGUCCGGUAUUUUGGGAAGGGCUAUGUGGUGGUGUUGCGGUUUGCAACAGGCUUCUCCCACCCCCUCACACAGAGCGCUGUCAUGGGCCACCGAAGUGAUGUGGAAGCCGUCGCCAAGCUUAUUGCCGCCUUCCUGGAACUGCACCACCUGGAGAGUCCCGUGGAGCUGUCUCAGAGCAGUGACAGCGAGGCUGAUGGCCCAGAGAGCCAGAGCUAACGCCCGGAGAGCCCCUGGCCUUGGUUCCAUGGGCCACUGGCAAGCCUUCCUCCAGCGCCCGGCUGUGUCUGGCCCCAGGGUGGGACCCUCUGCCAUUCCUGCUGUUUGCUUCUGCCCUCUGAGCAAAACCACAGGCCGGACCUUCUGCAGGCUCUGAGCUGUCCAGGGAGGGCACAGGCCUCAGAGCUGCCUCCUGGCAUCAGAGGGCUGGCCCCAGCCUGGGCAGUGAGGCGGGGGGACUCUGAGGGCACACGCACCCCACUGCCCACCAGCUGCGUGGGGAUCAGGUCUCUGAAGUGGGACACCCAGGGAGGUUCGUCAGUACCGGCUCCCCUGCAGUUCAGCUCCCCAGUGACAGCAAAGCUUCAGCAGGUAUGCACAGUGCCGGCAGCUGGGUCGCCAGGAGGACGCCCACACUGGUAUGAUGUCCCCGGGGAUCCCAAUGGGCCCUGCCCCACAUGCUGCAGCCCUUCCCUGGCUCAGUCCCCUGUGCGACUAGAGUGCGGUGCUUGCCCAGGGUCUGCAGGGCCCAGGGCGGGCGCUGAGGGUCCCACCUGGCUGUGUGCACUGCAGCCACUCCCAAGGCCUCCCCAGCCCGCACACAGCCCCUGACCAGCCGGGCCUGCCACUGGGCUUGCGCAGGGUCGGAGAGGCCCCACACAGGGCCUAGGCCAGGGUGGCUCCCUUAGGAAUCCAGGCAGGACUUGGGGCCCAGGGCUGCUGCAGGGGCCCCCACAGAGGUGAGGCAGUGAGGGCACCUCAGAGCCAGCACUCAGGAGCUGAGCCAGAACAGCCGGGAAGUGGGGAGCCCCACCCCCUUCUCCAGAGAGGCCGCCAACCCUCUAGUUUGGGGAACAGUCAUCGACACAUACCAGAGUUGGGUUUUAAGCGGUAAAACCUGAAAGCUUUCUUCUUCUAAAAUAAAGUGUGAAAUGCUGUCA
Enhydra lutris kenyoni (northern sea otter) is the source of this 2308-nucleotide messenger RNA. Its product is annotated as chromosome unknown C17orf62 homolog. The transcript is spliced from 7 exons. Lineage: Eukaryota; Metazoa; Chordata; Mammalia; Carnivora; Mustelidae. The coding region runs from base 804 to 1367 and encodes 187 amino acids. The record is from RefSeq and is a predicted model, not a curated record.